AUGCCGUCGUUUAAGACCGCUAGUUACGACGCCUACUUUGACCGACUCCUGUUCUUUUGGAAGCAUGUGCGCUUCCUACUCGCGCUCAGUGCAAAGCAGGCCUUCUUGCAGUGGCGUUUCACGCAAGACCGCGCCAAGAUGAAAGCGUUGGAUACAUUGGCGCAACGCCUCGUACCCAAUGCCAGCAAGCAAGUCUGUAUUUCCUACGGAGACUGGAGUCGAAGGGGUGGAAUCAAGGGCCAUCCUACGGGACCAGUCAUAGGUUGCCACAAGCGUCUGAAGCAAGCUCGCCUGUUCCACAAACUGAAAACGAAGGAUGAUGAAGAGGACAUCCGGACCAAGGAGCGGCCUUCUCCGAAAGAAAGGAAGGAGGUUGCAGAGGAUAUCGUGCGCCUUUUUGAGGUGUUUGUGGCUGCUGAUGUCUUUCCAGUCGAUAGCGGGAACGAAACAUCACGUGCUCGGCAUACAUUCCCGGCCAAACACAUCCAUAUUGCAGGCGAAGUAAGGUCUGGAUUCGUAGACGAGUCAGCAGGAGCCUUGACCAACCUGACGCCAUAG
Messenger RNA from Phytophthora nicotianae INRA-310, 558 nucleotides. RefSeq lists its product as hypothetical. Bases 1 to 558 code for a protein of 185 amino acids. The record is from RefSeq and is a predicted model, not a curated record. Lineage: Eukaryota; Oomycota; Peronosporomycetes; Peronosporales; Peronosporaceae. The transcript is spliced from 2 exons.